AUGGUCACAGAAGCAUCUCUCGACGCUGCGGCAGAGUGUCUUCGGAAGAGAAAUGCACCCAUCAAAGCAGAGACUGAAGAGGAGGCCAGAAAGACUGUCCUUGAGCUGAAUGCCUUCGAGGAGAAGUCCUCCAAAGACGAAAAAAACCGAAAGACAUAUGGUCGCACUUCCGAUGGCACUGUCUUCACCGUUCCUCAUACGCAUGACAUGGUCUCCCAGCUGCUGUCCCCGUCUGAACCGAAGAACUUAUCGGAUGCCUUGGUCAUCUUCAUCUUAUUCCUUCAUGUUCUCCUCGCAUGGGUCCUACCACCGACCUUCCGGAAACCUGUCCUUGCGGCCACGUUCUUGUUCUGGAGAGCUGGGUAUAAUGUUGGUAUCGGCUACCUUCUUCACAUGCAAUCUCACCACAAGAUGCUUGUGCGGUGGGCGCGCAGAUCUAAAUUGUUCCCAGUUGCCUCCAAUGGUGAAAAUCCGCACCCGAAGUUCCGCGCCUUUGUCAAGAGAGAGCUAGAAACCAAAAUUCCUAGAGAUUAUGAAUUUGACACAGCUCCGAUUGAGUACAAUACAUGGUUGGUCUUUCGCCGAAUUGUCGAUCUCAUCUUGAUGUGUGACUUCGUCUCCUACAUGCUCUUUGCCAUUGCAUGCGGUCACAGACCCGCCGGCGAGUCGGUUUUCAUGACAGGAUCCCGCUGGAUCAUAGGUAUCUCCUUGUUUGUCUUCAAUUUGUGGGUCAAAUUAGAUGCACAUCGCGUGGUCAAAGAUUUCGCUUGGUACUGGGGCGACUUCUUCUAUCUCAUUGAUCAAGAAUUGACCUUUGAUGGAGUCUUCGAGAUGGCACCUCACCCUAUGUACUCGAUAGGAUAUGUUGGUUACUAUGGCAUCUCCUUGAUGGCCGCCAGCUACAAAGUUCUGUUUAUCUCCAUAAUCGCUCACGCCGCUCAGUUCGCAUUUUUGGUGAUGGUCGAAAGCCCUCAUAUUGAGCGUACUUACGGCUCUCCGCCUCCACGACGAUCGAUUAAUGAAUUGCCGGCAGCAGCCUACAUGGACAAUCCGUCAACCGAAGCAAGUUCGUCCACCGAAAACUGGCCCAAUCCUGCCCGCACGCAGCCAUCCCAAACGCACAACCUUUUGGGCAUCAAGAAUAUCGAUCUCUACCGAACCACGGACUCCGCCGUUCUCCUUCUUCAGCUCUACAUCUUUGCGUUGACCAUGUUGACACCUAACACGACCAUGUAUCAAGCACUUUUUGUGAUCAAUGCCGCAGUGUGGCGAGUUUGGUAUUCUGCUGGUAUCGGCUAUUUACUCAACAAACAAUCGUCGAAGAAGAAAUGGACUAGACACUUUUUGAAGUACGGCGAGAGUACUGGCGAGGCUUGGAGACAAUGGAAAGGGAUCUACCAUCUCAGCAUGACCCUCUGCUACACUGGAUUCGCUGCUGCCGCUUGGAAAAUGUAUACGAUGCCGUCGAAUUGGAAUUAUGGCCUUGUUCUCUUGAAGCACGUCAUGGGCCUAGGACUUAUCGCACUCCAGAUAUGGGUCUCAUUCAGCAUUUAUGACCAACUUGGGGAGUUCGGGUGGUUCUUUGGAGAUUUCUUCUUCGACCACCAGGCCAAGCUGACAUAUGGUGGAAUCUACAGAUUCUUGAAUAAUCCAGAGAGGGUACUAGGUCUAGCAGGAGUCUGGGGUGUUGCUCUUAUCACGAGCAGCAAAGCUAUAUUCUGCCUGGCAAUCUUGAGUCACACCCUGAGUCUAGCCUUUAUCCAGUUCGUGGAGAGACCACACAUGCAAAAGCUUUACGGCCGAAGUCUUCGACAAGACGCCGGACUGGUAAGAAGUUUACGCCGAUCACUUCCCCCGCCUUUGCGGCAAUGGCAAGAUGGAAUGGACAAGAUGUUAGGCGAAACUUUCGACAUUCUGGAGGAAUUUUUUGACGCCGCGAGACCCAAACUGGCCUCGGGAGUUACCAAUAUUGUACAGGACACCAAAAAGCUCUUGCCUAAACAAACGGCUCGCAUCACUAUAACAAAGGUAGAGCCCGAGGUGGAGGGACUGGAUCCGAAGGACUACAAGUUGGUAAUUGAAGGAACACCAGCGUCAGCUCUGGCAGACUCACAACGUUCAAGUGACAAGGAGUCGGAACAGGCUAGGACACCAGCCGAACGCACAAAUGACUUCAGGCCGCUUCUCUUCGAAUACGGAGCUCCGAUCAAAGUCAAGUGGACGGCACCUCUCAACCACGGAAAGAAAGACUGGGUCGGGUUGUACAUGGUAUCGGACAAUGCUUCUCGGGAAAUUACCAAACUCUCCUCGUCGGGGAGAUGGAUCGCUACCAACCGCCAUGGAUAUGACUUAUUGAAUUCUGAAGUCGGCAUUAUCGAGAGCGAUGUCAAAACUGUAAUCACUACGGAAGACGGUACAAAGAAAGAGUGCUUCACCGGCGAGAUGCUCUUUUCAGGCGACAAGUUGUGGUGGACUCAAGGUGUGUUUGAGUUCCGAUACCACCAUAACGGAAAGCACAAUGUCAUGGCAAUUUCUUUGCCUUUCGAGGUCCGGAUACCGCGAUUUACUGAAGGCGAACUCGGGCUUCUGGACUCAAACAUUUCGUUUUCGACUCCGACAUCUCCACAGAACGAUGCACUGAUAAGACACUCGAUUGAGAAAACCCUGCUGCCGAUUGUGCAGAACUGCUUUGAUCGCGACCCUGACAUCGCGCCUAGCACGGUAACGGAACCCUUUGGAAGCUUGGUCGACCGAGAUGGAAAGUACGCUAAGCGCAUUGUGUAUGUUGUCCAUCAAAUGUUUGGGAUUGAAUUUUCACCUGAGGUUGUGAAAGCAGACGGCAAGGUUGAGAACUUAGCCUGGAGGAUAUGGGAGGCGAAGAAGGUGCUGGCUCCGUUUAGUAUGUCGAGGUCGAAAGGUACGAGUACACCUAUUGAAGGAGAUAGUUGA
This is a messenger RNA of Rhinocladiella mackenziei CBS 650.93, 2949 nucleotides long. RefSeq lists its product as uncharacterized. Lineage: Eukaryota; Fungi; Ascomycota; Eurotiomycetes; Chaetothyriales; Herpotrichiellaceae. Gene Ontology annotation, biological process: phosphatidylcholine biosynthetic process. The transcript is spliced from 2 exons. Gene Ontology annotation, molecular function: phosphatidylethanolamine N-methyltransferase activity. Bases 1 to 2949 code for a protein of 982 amino acids. The record is from RefSeq and is a predicted model, not a curated record.